Mercenaria mercenaria is the source of this 1861-nucleotide messenger RNA. RefSeq lists its product as uncharacterized. Gene Ontology annotation, biological process: carbohydrate catabolic process. The coding region runs from base 168 to 1493 and encodes 441 amino acids. The transcript is spliced from 2 exons. The record is from RefSeq and is a predicted model, not a curated record. Gene Ontology annotation, molecular function: carbohydrate binding; hydrolase activity, hydrolyzing O-glycosyl compounds. NCBI's taxonomy places the organism in Eukaryota, Metazoa, Mollusca, Bivalvia, Venerida, Veneridae.
GAGACUAUACACCAGUACUAGCGAACAAGUACGUCGAUACACUUGUAAUAUGGUAGAAUAUAUAUAUAUAUAUUAUGUAUACGCAUGUCUAUUUAUUAAGAAUAAUAACAAACCACAGGACAUUUUGAGCAAGUGAUUUACAAGGAUAUUCAUUUCCGUUUGAAAAGAUGCCGAGUUAUAUUUUAGUAGAUGUACAGACUAGAAGAGUUCUGAUAACAUGUUCUGUGAUAGGACUCGUACUCUUCGCAAUAGGAAUAGGCAUUGGCUAUGCCACCGGUCGCGGAUCUACAAAUAAAAGAGUGUCAAUGGCGAGUGUGGCAGAGGCGAUCCGCUCCACGUGUGGGGAUACAAUGAUUCGGACACCCUCAGGCAAAUUGUACUUUGACCGAUUCGUACAGAGACACAAUGAAAAGCAUGCCUGUGUGGCGUCACAAAAGGAUUGCUGGAAUUUCGGACUGCCGAGAAAUUAUAUUGCUUAUCAUUUAAAUGGUAAAACGAUUACAAUGGACGGGAGACUGGAUGAGGAAGCUUGGAACGAGGUUCCUUGGAGCGAUAAUUUUGUUGACAUGCGCAGUACGGUAUAUCCAAAACCUUACUUGGAUACGAAAUACAAAAUGCGAUGGGACGAUGAAAGAAUGUAUAUUGGUGUAUACAUCCAAGAAAAAAAUCUAUGGGCGACGAUGAACACACCUGAUUCGCAGAUUUGGAAGGAAAAUGGCGUGGAAUUUUUAAUGGACGUAGAUGGUUCUAUGUUUAAUUACAAACAAGUGCAGAUUAACGUUCUAGGCACAAUGAUGGAUCAGUUGAUUUAUAAAUCCCCCUGGGAUGCCCGUAACAUCACUGUACAAUAUCAAGACUGGCAUCCAGACGCUAGGAAAGCGGUUUUCACUGAGGGAACGGUAAACACGCCUGGUGACGAGGACAAAUACUGGAGCGUUGAAAUCUCGUUCUCAUUUGUAAAGCUCGCCGGGAGUUCGCAACGCGUGCAGCCUAAUCCGGCCCAAAACGAGGUCUGGUUUCUACAAUUAGGCAGAUCUGAGCAGAAUCUGACUGUUGUAGACGGACAAUACAAGAAAGUUCCAAAAUCAAAAGCACAAUGGUGGUCAUGGCAACCAUGUGGCGCCAUAAAUUUACUACUUCAAGACCGAUGGGGAUUAGUUCAGUUUAAAAGAAACAUAGAUGACAAGAAAUUCAGGUUCGACCGAUGGCAUAUUUACAAAGCGCUCUUUGAUAUGAUGGACGCCAUGAGGAAAUAUCAAUCUAUAAACGGCAAAUACACAACUGAUAUUGAAGAACUUGAUGUCCCACCAUAUUUACUCACGGGGACUUGUGUAGACAUUCCCGAAAUCAAAUUUAUUACGCGUACAAAUGAAACAUUAUUCCCAAGUGUCCUUACAAAUCCAGUGAAAGAUUUUGAGGUAACCGUCAAGUCGAAAUUGAUUUCGCAUAAACCGGCACAUAUCCGAUCGGAUCGGUAUGUUACUUUCAAGUAAACACGUUAUUUCAUUAUAAUUGCAAACUUUAAGCAUGAUGGUGCCUGACUUCGGAACAGAUCGGUGCUUGACAAAAGAAUGCUUAUUUUCUGGGAGGGGUAGGGGUGGGGGAGUUGUAUAGUUUUUUAAAUGUCUGUCACUCCUGAUUGAAACCUUUUAUAUUUAGAAAAAGAGCUAACGGUUGUAUACUAAAGUAUUUGCGCACAGUUAAUGUAAUAGGCUAUGCCUUUCUAAUUCAUAAAAGGUGUUUCUGUUGUUACAAAUUUAUUUUGUUUUGGUAACAUACAAACGUUAUAUAAUAUCACUAUGUAUCGAUAUAUUAUAAACAACAUCUGCUAUAUUAUGCGAAUAAACGUUUUGCAAAGAAA